AGCGAGCGCAGGAGGUUUUCACAUAAGCGGUUUAGGGAGAAAAGAGGCUGGCUUGGGUUAUCUCCAGACUCGGAAAUAAAAGGAUCCUGGGAGGAGGGACAAAGAAAAAAAGAAUAGGGAAAAUCCGGCGUAAGGUGUUAUUAGUUAGACAGGAAAAGUUAGACAGGAAAAAAGAACUACAACUCUCAGCAUGCCCGAGCCAGCGUAUCUUUUUUUGUGUCUAAGCUUGCGCAAGAGCAAGUCUUUGCUACUGGAAGAAUUGGAGAUGUGCCAAAAGCUAUGCAAGAACUAAAUUGACACUUCCUGUUGAACUCGAAAAUCAUCUUUAACGCAUCCAGAUCAUGGGCGCAACCGGAGCAGGCCGCUUCUUGGUUUCCUUGAUGGAAGGCGUGAUUGGUUUGGCAAAGGAAGUUAAAACAGGGAGCGCGCCGGGGAAAGAAAUAGAGAAUAUUCCGUUUUCAGACCGGAACUGCCCUGAGAACGCUCCUCUACCUCUUUCUUCUCCUAGUUCUAUGGCGCGGGACGCUCAGCCGAACUUCCGGCUUGGAACGAAAAGCUACGGCAAGUCCGCGGCUCCAAUCUGCGGCCUGCCCCGUUGGCGGCGGCGUGGCGCCCCUUUAUCCCGGGGCACUCCUGUUGUGUGUGCGCGGGCGGACCAGGCGUUGUAGUCGGCUUGGCACGAAUCGAGUCGUGGAGUUCGAUGCUCUUGGGCGCCGAAAAAGAGUGUAAAGCCCCCUUUUUGGGACCCCCGGCGGGAGCCUGGAUUGGGAGGGCGGUGUCUGCGGCUUCGGAUCGGAGCGAGCAGGCAGAGGAAGAGGGUCGUCUGCGGACUGUGCGGGGCGACUCUGCAUAAGCGGGGGAAAGCGCCCCCCCCGGAGCGAUGGAGCAGCAUCCCCUGCUAGACGCCCUGCAGGUGACCGUCCCAGAGAUCCGGGGCUGUUCUGACCGUGCUCCCGUGCAGCAGGUUGUCCCUCAGUUCCUGCGCCUCUUGGCAAGUGGGGGGCCGCGGAGAGCAAGCGGCAGCGCCAAGGCAGGGGUGAUCCGAGACCUCCUGGCCAUUCUGGAGGCUGUGGACUGCCGGUGGUUAUUUGGGGGCUGCCAGCCGAAUGCCAGCCCCGCUCUGCUUUGUGACCUGGUGGUAGCUUUGAACCGUUGCACAGCACCACCCCAGCAAGAGCCAGAUCGAGGAGGUGAUGGCCCUUCCUAUGCUGAGGUCGCUGAUCAGUCGGUGGACGUUGGCCUGGUUUUCUGCAACAUAAUGGAGAAACUGGAAGUGGCUAAAAGCCUGGUAGGACUGGGCUCUGGAGUGGUUGGCUCAGCCCUCCGGCAAGUGGCAGGCCCCGUCUUUAUAUUUGCCACAACUCACUUGGCAGAGAUGCCGUGGAGCAACCUGAAGAUGCGAUCUGUGACUCAGGAGCUGCUGGCUGGUUUGCUUCGAGCCACUGAUUGCCAGUCAGUACCUGAAUUCCUCAGAGGUGCCCACGAGGGUGAAGAUGGCUGGUUUGCUGUGGUGAUGCAUUGUCUGAAACCAGAGUUGACCAAAGAUACAUGGGAGCACAACCCAGCCACAAAGCACGUCUUCUCCACGGUGCUCCAGCAAGUCACAAGGCCCUGGCUCGACCAUCACUUAGAGAAAGUCUUGCCACCUUCACUGCUGCUGUCCGAUGACUACCGAGCAGAAAACAAAAUCCUGGGAGUGCGGUGCCUACACCAUAUCAUUCGGAACGUGCCAGCAGCUCACCUCUGCCAGUUUAACAGGAUACAGGUUGUGCAUCAUGCCCUUUCCAACCAUCUCUAUACCAAAGAGGCCCAGCUCAUGCAGGUAACCUUACAGUGCAGCCUUAGGGCUGCUCGGGGUGAUGCCCCAUUGAGUUAAAUGGGUCCGACUCCCAGGUAGAUGGCCAUAGCAUUGCCUCUUUAAAGACAGUUAUUUUACAGCCCAUCCUCUCUUAACUGUCCCGACUAGGUUGCUCUCUUACUGCUUCUUAGCACCCCCUUUUUGUAAAGGAGUUCAAUUUAAUUUCUACUGCUUUGAACUAGAUUCUGAUUUUGAAUCCUUUUGAAUCCAGUAAUCAUCGCUGGAGUCCUCAGUUUUUAGGACACUGAUGAGGGAAGAUGCAGGGGCAGCACCUCUUAGCAAGUGGCUCUCUAGUCAUUCUGGGCAACCCACAGUGCAGAUACUCUGCUGGAUUCAGUCAUCACAAGCCACCCUGCAAACAGCCAUGGGUUCUCAGCCUCUGAAGAACCAUCACAAAGGAAAACCCACAUGAAGUUCCAGAAUUGACAAGCCACCUUGAAACAUCACAUGGUGAUGACCCACCAUAGCUUAUCGUGCCAGCCAGAUCAGUGUGCAUCCUCUCAGGUCGAAUGAGUUCAGAGCACCAUGUUAGCAUUCAGAGGCCCACAACCAAAA
This is a messenger RNA of Varanus komodoensis (Komodo dragon), 2413 nucleotides long. It is a transcript of the gene TTI2, whose product is annotated as TELO2 interacting protein 2. NCBI's taxonomy places the organism in Eukaryota, Metazoa, Chordata, Lepidosauria, Squamata, Varanidae. The transcript is spliced from 3 exons. The record is from RefSeq and is a predicted model, not a curated record. The coding region runs from base 881 to 1876 and encodes 331 amino acids. Gene Ontology annotation, cellular component: nucleoplasm; cytosol; centrosome.